Molecule: messenger RNA, 474 nt
Organism: Aspergillus mulundensis
Lineage: Eukaryota; Fungi; Ascomycota; Eurotiomycetes; Eurotiales; Aspergillaceae
Exons: 3
Coding region: 1-474 (157 amino acids)
Source: RefSeq, a predicted model, not a curated record
AUGAUUGUUUUCUUCCUCAUCCCGCGACUGGGCAGCGGUACUUCUGCUGCCUGGGCGUACGAAAGACCGAAGCCAAACGAGCCAUCAUGGGACGGAAACCAUUUUGACAACGACGCAAAUGGCCUGAAGAGUCCGCUGUACCCGUUGCUUUACACCAGCAGUGGACUUGCUUCACAUUCGCAACCCGCAGCUCGAGCAUAUGAGUACAGCGGCCGGUAUACAACACUGACGGCAAGUGCAGAGGGCUUUGAUCAAGGCGAUGAGCCAGUUACGUUCGUGGGAAAGCGGCAGCGCAAACUGGCCGGCGUCGCUUCCAAGAAGCUAACUGCUGGCACGGUAAUCUCUAGCAAUGGCCUCCUCCAGACUGGGCUUUGCUAUUACAAGGACGAGCAUCCAUUCAGUCGCAUCUUCCUUGGUCUGAAAUCCCGACAGGUGAUCGGGAUACCGUACCCUCAACAAGGCGAAGUCGAUUAA